AUGGCUUCUUUCGCCUCUCCGGCCGCCACUGGCACCCAUCUUCAGGUUCCCGGCGCCACCUCCUCAGUCCCCGUGCGACCCAAGUUCAACUCUCACCUCACUUCGGAUCGUCUUCGUGAAGGUGCCGGGCUCUAUCUACCGCGUCUGUUCCAAACACCCAGCAGCAAUAUUCGCAAGGGACGCAUCUCUGUCUUCAAAGAGACGGGCCUCGACGACUUGACUGCUUCCCAAGUUCCUGUUGCUGACAAAUUCCUGGGUGUUGGCACUGCGGUUCGGGAUCGCUCGUAA
Molecule: messenger RNA, 288 nt
Organism: Metarhizium robertsii ARSEF 23
Lineage: Eukaryota; Fungi; Ascomycota; Sordariomycetes; Hypocreales; Clavicipitaceae
Exons: 1
Coding region: 1-288 (95 amino acids)
Source: RefSeq, a predicted model, not a curated record